Molecule: messenger RNA, 1755 nt
Organism: Penicillium verhagenii
Lineage: Eukaryota; Fungi; Ascomycota; Eurotiomycetes; Eurotiales; Aspergillaceae
Product: acyl-CoA carboxylase subunit beta
Exons: 3
Coding region: 1-1755 (584 amino acids)
Molecular function (GO): propionyl-CoA carboxylase activity
Source: RefSeq, a predicted model, not a curated record
AUGAAAAACGACGGCGAUGAUCAAUCCUCCAAAAAUGACAAGAACCAAGCUACACAGCGACUAAAUCAAGUCUCCUCGCAUAUAUCCCCGCCAAAGUCAGAUAAAGCGGCAUCUCCCAAAUCAAAGACCAAAAACAUAGGAUCUCGCCUCCCAGCAGACCACUCCGAUGUUCUCAAUCAAAUCUCCGAGCUACGCAAGAUAGCUGCGACCCCAGACCCUAAUUCCCGGGGCUACGUUCGACAAAAGCAAGCCGGCAAGCUAUGGGUUCGCGAGCGCAUCGACCAGCUCCUCGACCCAGGCUCGUUUCAGGAAAUUGGCUCGGUGUCCGGAACAGUCACAUGGAAGAAGACUGCACCAAUGCGGGAGACCCCCGUCGCAUUUGUUCCCAGCAAUAAUGUACAGGGUGCGGGGACGCUCCGCGGCAGGAAGGUGCUGCUUACAGCAGACGACUUUAGUAUUCGGUCUGGACAUGCUGAUGGAGCGAGCUCAGAGAAGACAGUCUAUGUCGAGAAACUAGCUCUUGCGCUGAGAUUGCCUGUGGUGAAGUUAGUGGAUGGCAGUUCUGGGGGUGGCAGUGUGACGACUAUCCGGAAGGAAGGAUGGAGUUAUCUUCCGUAUGUGAGACCUUUCAAACCUGCGAUCCAGCAGUUGAACAUGGGCAUUCCAAAUUUGGGUGCUGUCGUUGGACCCGCGAUUGGCCUAGGUGCAGCACGAGUCGUCUCUUGCCAUUUCUCAGUCAUGGCCGCAGAUAUCGGCGCACUUUUCAACGCUGGCCCGAAGGUAGUAGAGGGUGCCACGUUUGAAGAAGAUCUUGGAUUCCAAGAUCUCGGUGGUCCAAUGGUCCAUUGCACGAAUGGAACCAUCGACAAUCUGGCCGCAAACGAAGCUGAAUGUUUUGAACAGCUUCGAACGGUUUUGAGCUAUUUGCCCAACUCUGGGGCUGAUGCUCCACCAGUUAUCUCGUGCGCUGAUCCGGAAGAUCGAGAAGACCUGGCACUGCGCAGCAUUAUCCCGCGGCGCCAGGCACGAAUGUAUAAUGCUAGAGUGAUCAUUGAUUCGGUUGUUGAUCGGGGUUCCUGGUUCGAGAUUGGCGCGCUUUGGGGUCGAACAGCUAUUGGCGGUUUGGCACGCCUUUCUGGCCGUCCCAUUGGAAUCAUUUCACUGAACUGUGAAGUGAACGGUGGCGCUCUUGAUGCAGCGGGUAGCCAGAAACUCACCCGGCUGUUGAAGAUGUGCGAUGUGAUGAAUAUCCCCAUUGUGCAAUUCAUCGACGUCCCUGGCUACGCAAUUGGAACCGUCGCCGAGCGCAACGCAACUAUGCGCUGGGGCGUGGAGCUGGCAAAAACCUAUUUCACCACUACUGUCCCGAUCUUCAACGUGGUUACCCGACGCGCCUUUGGCGUAGCUGGAGGAGUCAUGCUAGGCUCCCGAGACCCAGUUAUGCAAGUUGCUUGGCCGUCUGGACAGUGGGGCUCACUGCCGCUGGAUGGAGGAAUCGAAGUGGGACACCGGCAUGAGUUGCGGGAAGCGGAGAAAGAGGGCAAGAAAGAGGAACGGUAUAAGGAAUUGGAAGAAGAAUAUCAGCGGUUGAUGAACCCUGUUCGAACAGCGAAUGCAUUUGGCGUGGAGGAGAUAAUUGAUCCGAAGGAUACGAGGCAGGUUUGUUGUUCUUGGGUGACACAUGUUUAUGAUGUGCUCAUGAAAGAAAGAUUGUCGGAUCGAGCCUGUGGGAGGAUACAUCCUUCUUUUGCCUAA